This is a messenger RNA of Tilletiopsis washingtonensis, 1621 nucleotides long. RefSeq lists its product as hypothetical. Lineage: Eukaryota; Fungi; Basidiomycota; Exobasidiomycetes; Entylomatales. The record is from RefSeq and is a predicted model, not a curated record. The transcript has a single exon. The coding region runs from base 325 to 1362 and encodes 345 amino acids.
GUCUGGACUCCGCCGGCCCCCCGUGCUGCGGCUGCGGCUGUGCUGUGCUGCGGCGGCGGCACGGCCGACGAUCAGCAUGCCCCCUCUCAGCACGCGCGCUGAGCUCGACGUCGCGCUGUGCGACCCUGCAGCGAGCAUGGCCCCUCCUGCGCGCUGCUCCGCGCUCCCGUGCGGCCAACUCCGCAGCGGCUCGGGCGACGCAUCGAGCGUCAGGCCGUGGAAGGAGCUCGUCUCGACACCCUGCAUCGCGGGGCUCUCGCAGCAGCAGGACGUCCUCACGCUCGCAUGUGCGCCUCGCUGCGCCUCUGACAGACGGGCAUUCGCAUGUGCAGCCGCACCGGCGGCGCAGCGAAGCGUCGUUUGCCCGUCCACGAGCAUCCAAAUCCUUCGCAGCGUCGGCGUGAGGAAGCACCUCAUUCGUCCUCGGCCACUUCGCCGAACACGCCACGGACGCUAGCCUCUCUUCGCAGCUCACCUGCGUGCCUGGGCCCCUGCGAGGAGGAGCAGGCCGCGCUGCCGCAAUGCCGCCGAGGUGCAGCAGCAUUCUGCAUCCUGCGUCGCUGCCGCUGCGCGGAUGCUUCUCAACGUCGAGGCCCUGACCUCUCUGCUCUGUGCGAUGCUUCCGCGAGCCGUGCCGGAGACCCCCGACGGCAGCGCAGUCAAGGGCCGUCGACAUUCUGCACGCUGCUGAUUCGAUCGGACAUCCCUGACAGCGCCGCAGCAUGCAGAUGCAAACGCCACGAGCAAGCGGCCACCUUGCCUCUCACGCUAGAGGAGCACGCUAGUGGCAGCAGCAUUCGCCUCCGCCGCCGCCGAGGGCCGAGAAGAAGGGGGCCUCGGCGUCCAUCGAGUGGACCGCGAGUGCUUCAGCCUGCAUGGCUUCUAUGCUCUGCUUCUGCGGCAUUCCCGGCUCUGCGCUGCGGAACGUCGCACCUCCGGACGAAUCGGAGGCCAGGAACACCCACUCGCCCCUUGCGCAUUCUCUGGUUGGGCCUGAGCGUUGCAGACCGUCAUCUCUGGGCUAGCACGCGCAAGUGCUCCUCUCCAGGGACUGUCCGUGCUCUGCUAGCCCAGUCUCGGCGGGCUGGGCAUCGGCGUCGACCGCCGAGCACCGCCGAGGGCCAUGCUCGGCGCCGCGCGGCGUCCCCGUGCGUGCGAGCAUCGCAUGCUGCACCCUUUCCUUUUCUUCCCAUGCAGGGGCCGCUGCAGGUGCAGCUGUGCUCGUGCACGCAUGAUGGUGCAGGACAUCAGAUUCUAUCUGCCGCCUCUUGCCCUCGUCGUUUGACUUGCCGCACAGCGACAGUGACGGCGACAGCGACAGCAGGCAGUCCUGCCUGCACAUCAUCGAGCGCAGUCAGAUAGCGGAGGGCCCACAGCGGCGGCGCACUGCUGCGCCUCUCGCUCCGCCUCGGCCUCACCGUCGUGCGCCGCCGGCGAGCAUGCCCGAUGCAUUCUGCGCCGCCUCCUCACCUCCAAUCUCACUGCGCCCCGCCGUCCGUGCAUUCGCCCGCUCACAACGGUCAGAGCUCGGAGAAUAGCCGCAGCGGUCGCCGUGCGCCUCGAUGUUCAGCAGCAUAGAGAGUCCACUGAGGCGAGUCACGCCGGUCUCGGCCGCACGUGC